Molecule: messenger RNA, 793 nt
Organism: Pistacia vera
Lineage: Eukaryota; Viridiplantae; Streptophyta; Magnoliopsida; Sapindales; Anacardiaceae
Product: 50S ribosomal protein HLP, mitochondrial
Exons: 4
Coding region: 73-573 (166 amino acids)
Biological process (GO): translation
Cellular component (GO): ribosome; mitochondrial large ribosomal subunit
Molecular function (GO): large ribosomal subunit rRNA binding; structural constituent of ribosome
Source: RefSeq, a predicted model, not a curated record
UCAGCUUCUCUACCAGUUAAAGCUUACUUCGCUUCAGUUGUACCAUUCCAGGUUGGGAAUUUAAUUUCAGAGAUGGCGGCAAGUUUGGCUUCUAAAUGGUCUCGUGUGAGCCGUUCAUUGUUUGGGGGCUUAGAAAACAAUUUGUCUAGUUUACUGAGCCCAUCGACUGAGAUGACAGCCUGCAAUUUCUUCUCUCAGCAGCACAGGACUUUCAUACAGAUGAGGACUGUCCUCAAAGUUGUGGACAACUCUGGGGCCAAAAAGGUGAUGUGCAUACAAGCUCUGAAGGGGAAAAAGGGGGCUCGGUUGGGUGACACUAUUGUUGCAUCAGUGAAGGAAGCUAUGCCAAAUGGUAAAGUGAAGAAAGGAAAGGUUGUUUACGGUGUUGUCGUACGUGCUGCCAUGCAGCGUGGCCGUUGUGAUGGGAGUCAGGUCAAAUUUGAUGACAAUGCUGUAGUACUUGUUGACAAACAAGGCCAGCCAAUUGGGACUCGAGUAUUUGGGCCAGUUCCACAUGAGCUGAGGAAGAAAAAGCAUGUCAAGAUCCUUACUUUGGCAGAGCAUAUUGCCUGAGGUAUGGACUUUUGAUCAAUGUUGAUUUAGGUCUUCAGGCAUUCAGGCUUUAAGAUCUUUAGUAUUGUAUUGAUGUGAAAAACUGAAGUCAAAAAAAGAAAUUGGGCUUCAGGGUGGGGGCUAGUUCAAGUUUAUCUAGAGCUGAAUUUGACAAUGUUUAGUGCUAAUUUAAAGCAAAAGAUAUAAAUUUCUGGCUUUCCAGCUUGCAGUUGUUUUAGUA